Molecule: messenger RNA, 1152 nt
Organism: Cordyceps fumosorosea ARSEF 2679
Lineage: Eukaryota; Fungi; Ascomycota; Sordariomycetes; Hypocreales; Cordycipitaceae
Product: Acyl-CoA N-acyltransferase
Exons: 1
Coding region: 1-1152 (383 amino acids)
Source: RefSeq, a predicted model, not a curated record
AUGACAUCCCCCCUCCCCGACGCCAACGACCCCUCCGUCGUCCUCGCCGUCGCCAGCCCCGACGAGCAGCGCGAGGCCUGCCGCGCCACGCACCCCUCCUGGGGCCCCGGCCUCUCCCUCCAGCAGUACCUCGACCGCGAGAUGGACCUGCUGACUACUGCCCUCGCCCGCGACGGCGGCCUGACCCCCUGGAUCCUCACCGACUCCUCUGACUCCUCGGCGCCGCGCCGGAUCCUCGCCUCCUGCGACACCAUCCGGAAGCGCGCCGUCGUCGCCCGCCCCGACGGCACCCUCACCGACGUCACCGCCUACGGCGUCGCCAGCGUCUUCACCGCGCCGCCCUGCCGCUCCCGCGGGUACGCCGGCCGCAUGAUGGCGCUGCUCGGCGAGGAGCUGGCCCGCCGCGACCCCGCCGCCGCGUUCUCCGUGCUCUGGUCCGACAUCGGGCCCACGUUCUACGCGAAGCACCAGUGGGUGCCCAUCGGUAACUCCCACCUCGAGCUCCCCGUCGCCGCCUCACCGCCCCGGAGCACACCCGCUGGCAUCACCGAGCUCGGCGACGCGCACCUGCCGGAGCUGGCCGCGCGCGACGAGCAGCUCCUCCGCGCGGAGCUUUCCAAGCCCGGCAGCAGCGCCAAGACCCGCGUGGCCGUGCUGCCGGACAUCAGCACGCUGAAGUGGCACUGCCGCCGCGAGGCCCACAUGCUGCGCGGCCACCUCGGCCGCGAUCCCGACGUCCACGGCGCGCUGUACACGCCGCCGGGGGACGGCGGCGCGGCGCGGCGCGUCUGGGGUCUUUGGGUGCGCUCGCGCUACGGCGGCGGCGAGGGCGAGCCCGUGGUCACGAUAUUGCACUUCCUGCGGCUGGUCGUCGAGGACGGCGCGGCGACGAGGGACGAGGAGCUGGCGGUCGCACUGGAGGGCAUCAUGGCCGUGGCGCGGCGCGAGGCCGCAGACGCCGACUGCCGGAGUGUGGCGCUGUGGAAUCCGCCGGCCAGGGUGCUCGCCGCCUUUCGCGGGCAGCGGCUGGCGCCGCUCGGAGGCGAGGUUGUCGAGCGAGACACGGACAGCCUCGCAAGUCUGAGGUGGUUCGGCCAAGGCUCAGUUGAUGACAUCGAAUGGGUGGCCAACGAAAAGUUUGCGUGGUGCUAA